AUGGAUGACCCGGAGGCGAUGUGCUACAUCAGCAACCUGAGCGACAAAUGCACGGCCGACUUGAUCGAAGAGCUCUUCGUGCAGAUGGGACCGGUGAAGAAAGUGGUGUGGAAAGACGAAGCGAGCCACCGCUACGCCCUCGUCGUCUUCAAAGACGUCGAGUCGGUGCUCUUCGCGGUUGAGGCGCUCGAUGAGAUUCGUCUCUUCGGCCAGCCUCUAAGUGUCAAGCCGAAAAACGGGACUGCGCAGUACGAGAAAUACGAGCAAUGGAAGCGUACGCAGCCUGCGCGUAUCGCCCCGCCAGUCCCACCCCCGCCACCACAAGGCGGUUGGGUCGUGCCACAGUCCCGCCACGACAAUCAUCAGCCCCGGCGCUCUUAUGACGAUAACCACGGAGGCCAUCGGCAAAACUGGGGACAGCGCCAAAGUUGGGGACACCCGCAGUCCGCGCCCCCACAUCGUCAUCAACAAGGCAACGAACGGAUGCGGGAUCGUGGCGCAACGCAACGCAACGACGAUCGCUGGAAACGCCCGAACCCGUUCAAUAACCACCGUCAAAAUACCCCGAGCGCAAUGAAGGUGGAUGUUGUCAAGAAGAAAAAGGCGCUAAAAGUGGUGGUGCCCAUUUCCGCAGACGCUGGUGUUAAAAAGAAAAGACCGUGGAGAAACAAGGCACGACGAGAGGCGAAGAAGGAAGCCAAAAAGACGUCAACUGACACCGAGCCCGUCAAAACAGCACCACCCGCAACAGAUGCAGUGGCGAAGACGAAGAAAUCCAGAAAGGGCCCGAAAAAGCGUGAGAAGCUGAAGAAACUUCACGCCCAGCCCGAGCAAACUGUCGAGGAAAAAGACGCCGCGUUGAAAAAGCUCGAGUCCGGAAGAUUUAGGUAUCUCAACGAGCAGCUGUACACAAUGUCCGGGUCCGAUGCCUACGAGCUGUUCAGCAAAGAUCCGGAAGCAUUCUACGUUUACCACUCUGGAUACGCGGAACAGACGAAAAAGUGGCCAAAUCACCCGCUGAAGUACAUGAUUCAAUGGCUCUCGUCAAAGACGCCAGGACUUGUAGUGUUGGAUCUUGGCUGCGGGGAGGCGAAGCUCGGAUCGGCCGUGGGAGCAAAACACGAGGUCCAUUCGUUUGACUUGGUCGCCGUCAACGAUAAGGUGACAGCGUGCGACAUGGCUAAAUUACCUAUUGAGGAUGGAACGGCCGACAUUGCGAUUUUCUGCUUAUCGCUGAUGGGCACGAAUUUGGCGGAAUAUAUCCGAGAAGCGAGAAGAUGUUUGAAAGAGAAUGGUAUCCUCAAAAUCGCUGAAGUCUCCUCCCGUUUCACGAACACCAAGUUAUUCUGCGGAGCCGUUUGUAAACUGGGAUUCGACCUAACCGAAAAGAAACGCCUCACCGACUACUUCUCCAUGUUCGAAUUCGUGAAGACGGGCAAGGUGGAGAGCAAGAAGCCGUUCGGGUUGAAGUUGAAGCCGUGUCUGUACAAAAAGCGG
Mesorhabditis spiculigera is the source of this 1497-nucleotide messenger RNA. The record is from the annotation of a GenBank genome assembly. NCBI's taxonomy places the organism in Eukaryota, Metazoa, Nematoda, Chromadorea, Rhabditida, Rhabditidae.